CUGGUGGCAAUAAUUGGAAUCGAAUCAUUAGAGAAUUGGAAUAAUUGUUUUUGAUCUAUUGAUUGUUUCAGUCAAGAUUGAAUCAUUUGAGAUGAUAUUUAUUAAAUGAUUAGACUGUAUCUUAAUUCUUAUAUAACAAGAGAAUCUCUUACCCUAGUGUUAGUAUUCGUUUUCCAGACGAUUCAACUUGACUAUUUAAAGAUAUUUUUAUGUAGCCCUAAUUUAUAUAUUUUGUUUAACUUAGCUUUCAGCUGUUGAAAGGGCGUUUCUGGGUGGGAUUAUUUCAUUGCUGUGUUGAUUCCUUCCAUGGCAUUUACUUCAAGCAAGGUCCCAAGUGGCUCAGUUGUGACUAAGAAUGUUGGUCACACUAGGCUACAUAGUAAAAUCUAUCCUAUAAGUCAAGGGUUCGAGCGUCGGACACUGAGAAAUACACCACUUUUGUUGGCAAAGUUGAGUUUCCCGAAUGAACGUUCGGGAAGCAUAUAUGAAAAAACAGGUGGUUCUGCUAUCACACGAGGAUCUUCCAUGAUAUGCUUGUCUUCAAGAACUCGUAAUUCUGAAGCAACGGAAUCUGUUCAAUCUUGCCCUGAUGCAUCCGGUGCACAGAUUGCAGAAGAUGAAGUUAGUCAUUCAGGCAUGCAUGGGAUAAAAAUACACUCAAGUCAAGGCUUGGCUGAAGCUUGUAGAUUUGCGUGCAAUGAUGCAAAGUUUGUAAAUGAAAGGGCCCGUAAUGACAUGGUUCUGCUUUCUCGUGGAAUAAUGAGGUUGGACGCCCGUGCUCGUCAGGAUGUGGCUAUUCUUGGGUCAGGAUUUCUUAAACUCGAUGCUAGGGCAAGAGAAGAUACAGAAAAGAUCGACCGAAGUGUGAAGAAAAAGGCUGAACGUCUUCAUCAUAUUGCCACUAUCUUAAAAGACAAGGCCCAAUCUAGAUUGAAAACUGCAGCUGAUAAACAUUGGAGUGAUGGUGCGUUGGAGUUUACGAAAAAUAUUCAUGACAUGAUGGUGAGCAAGGUGUACAAAUUCCCACUGCGAUGGGAAAGUUCACUAUCAGCUAACGACUUGAUGCUCGAGAAAAAUGGGAAGACUCUGGAUUUCUUUAAUGGUGAAGUGUCUACCAAUCGCAUUAGUGCUAUUCAGGAGGCUUACUGGAGUAUAGCAUCUGCACUUUCUGAAGCUGACGGAAUUGACUACACAGAUCCUGAAGAGCUCGAGUUGUUAAUAACAACUCUUAUAGAUCUGGAUGCAAUGGAUGGUAAAAGCAGUGUAUCACUGCUGGCAGAGUGUUCAAGUUCUCCUGAUGUCAGUACAAGACAAGCGUUGGCUAAUGCACUGGCAGCAGCUCCAUCCAUGUGGACUCUGGGAAACGCCGGCAUGGGCGCAUUACAGAGGCUUGCGGAAGAUAAUAACCCUGCUAUCGCUGCGGCGGCAUCGAAAGCGAUCUACGAACUAAAGAAACAAUGGGAAAUAGAGGAAGGGGAUUGCUGGAGGUUCAUGAUGAAUCUGAAGCCAUCGGAUAGCACAGAUGGAGAAGAUGAUGGAGAUGAAAACUAAGGAGCAAUAUGAAAAUGGAAUUUAUACUGUAGAUAUGUACACAUAGGUUUUAACUAGUUGCCGGCAAGUGAUGAAUUCAUCUAAUGUUAGAUGUUGGAUUUCAUUACUUCCUGGAAAAUCUGUCGACUUUGCUUGAAUUAUCCAAUUUCUUUUUUACCCAAAAGCUCUCAAAUAAAUCACGUUAGAAUUU
Molecule: messenger RNA, 1741 nt
Organism: Hibiscus syriacus
Lineage: Eukaryota; Viridiplantae; Streptophyta; Magnoliopsida; Malvales; Malvaceae
Product: senescence-associated protein AAF, chlorolplastic-like
Exons: 11
Coding region: 307-1551 (414 amino acids)
Biological process (GO): leaf senescence; cellular response to oxidative stress
Cellular component (GO): chloroplast
Source: RefSeq, a predicted model, not a curated record